This is a messenger RNA of Fragaria vesca subsp. vesca, 470 nucleotides long. RefSeq lists its product as uncharacterized. The coding region runs from base 1 to 378 and encodes 125 amino acids. Gene Ontology annotation, cellular component: cytochrome b6f complex. NCBI's taxonomy places the organism in Eukaryota, Viridiplantae, Streptophyta, Magnoliopsida, Rosales, Rosaceae. The record is from RefSeq and is a predicted model, not a curated record. The transcript has a single exon.
AUGGCAACAGCUUCAGCAACGGUGUCACCAGCAAUGUUCACCAACACUACCACAGUGGCCAAGUCUAUGAGGAAAUCAUCAAACAAUGUGCAUUACAUUUCAGGAGUCAAUUCCUUUUCUGGACUCAAAGCGCAUAAUAGUGUGGCCAGUCUUGGUCUUCCUCAGUGUACUGAGCAAUCCUUUGCUAAGAUUGUGAGCUCCCUGAGAACUCCAUCACAGAACAAGGGCAGAAGUGGAGGUGCACUAUCAUCUACCUGCAACGCUAUUGGUGAGAUUUUCAAGAUUGCAGCAAUCAUGAAUGCACUCACUCUUGUUGGAGUUGCAGUCGGAUUCGUUCUUCUCCGAAUCGAAGCAUCUGUGGAGGAGGCAGCUGAGUGAAAAUCUCAGAUGGCUAGCCUUCAGUUGGUUUUGUGUUGUAUGAGUAUGACAACCUUGUACCUCUCUAUUUAAUACUUCUUUUGAUGUAGAAA